AUGGUCUUGUUCGCAGUGAGAACGGACAACACCGGCUUCGAUCCCAACAGCCCGGAAUACGCGGUGUACAAGAAUACCAUGUUCAAGGAUUGUUACAAGUCUCCUGGUCUCACGCAGGAUUGUGCCUCUAUCAAAACCUAUCUACUGGACGUCAACACUUCAGGUGUUGUGGCCUUGAUCGGAACGUCUCUGCCAGUGCCGAACAAUUUGACCAAUAACAAUACCAUUUACAACUGGUGCGAGGUGAUAAGCUGUUUCAAUAACUUCAAGGUGAUACCAUCCACACCACGUCCAUCGGCCUUUUGGCCGACGAUCCUUGAAGUAUGGAACAAGGCUGCUGUCACUUUCCUCAUGGCCUUUUGGCAACUCCACAAGCUCCAAAAGGCCUUAUACAGCGACGAAAAUACCACGUGCAAAGGGACAGAGUGGGAUGUUUGGCUAAUCAUGGCCUGGGAUCUCGCUUCGUUUAUCUGGUGGUGCAUUGGCUUUGGCAGAUUUGCCAUGAUUCCAACACAAUACCCCAUGCCCUCCAUGCUGGGCUGGGUAUCGCUAUGGAAAUAUUGUUACAUCAUACAUUAUCAUCCAUUUGACACGCGAUCCGGUUUCAAUAGUGUGUUACCCUAUCCUGCGUACGAUUGUCUCGCCUCUCGCAUCCUGGAUGCACCUGGAUCCUCGCCAUGCUCAGCAGAGCAAAUCUGCUCCAACAAGAGACUUUUCAGAUCUUAUGACUUCAUAUUUCCUCACCGAUACAUCAGUGGUUAUAUAGGUCUUGCUGGUUUGCUUGUGGCGCUUUCUAUUGCUUCUAUUAUUAUGGUAUGUGUCCUCGGCGCAUUCCCGUUGAUCGCAUCCAUGGUUAAAGGGGGGAGUACUGGAAAAUGGAGAAGAAAAGUAUCUCACCUUGAUUUCGGGUUUGCCGGUAGUCUGAGUAUGGCCGCUGUUGCGUGUAUGAUUUAUGCUGCUUUGACUGGGGUUGACGCAUUCCGGACAUUCGAGCAUCUUCGUCAGGGUACUGUCGCAUUUAACUCGGAUUGCAACGUGUUGCAUGUCAAUAUGAGCCCAUGGAGGUACUACUUGGAUGUGGAUUAUGAACUACCGCUACGAGUGGCCAGAAUGUGGUUUAAUUCGUGA
Molecule: messenger RNA, 1128 nt
Organism: Penicillium samsonianum
Lineage: Eukaryota; Fungi; Ascomycota; Eurotiomycetes; Eurotiales; Aspergillaceae
Exons: 2
Coding region: 1-1128 (375 amino acids)
Source: RefSeq, a predicted model, not a curated record